This is a messenger RNA of Erinaceus europaeus (western European hedgehog), 8047 nucleotides long. RefSeq names its product unc-13 homolog B (gene UNC13B). Lineage: Eukaryota; Metazoa; Chordata; Mammalia; Eulipotyphla; Erinaceidae. The record is from RefSeq and is a predicted model, not a curated record. Gene Ontology annotation, molecular function: syntaxin-1 binding; phospholipid binding; calmodulin binding. Gene Ontology annotation, cellular component: synaptic vesicle membrane; plasma membrane; presynaptic active zone cytoplasmic component. The coding region runs from base 725 to 6682 and encodes 1985 amino acids. The transcript has 33 exons. Gene Ontology annotation, biological process: synaptic transmission, glutamatergic; synaptic vesicle priming; synaptic vesicle maturation.
GGAGAGGAGGAGGAGCAGCAGCAGGAGCAGGAGCUGCCCUGCUUUCCGUCUCACUCUCUAGCCCAGAAUCACUGAGUUAGAAUUCCACAUCCAGUUGAAGUUUGGCUGCUGUUACCUUCAGCAGGCUGGUCGGCGGAUUCCCUCUCAGCAGAGAGGUGUGGACCAGAUUGAAUUCCUGCAUUUUUAGUCAGCAAGACUCCUGCCCAGUCCUUCACUGAGGGGAUUUCUCUGCUGGGCAUUGUUCCUGUCAUCAACUUUGUACGGUGGAACCAGCCAGCUGGGUGCAGAUUGAGAAUCACGCUCCUUGGCUCUGUCAGUUGGGCAAGCAGCAGUACUGUGGCUUAAAGUUCAUCCUGUUUCCUUUUUUUUUUUUUUUUCCCGGUCAAACCAAGAAGUGCUUCUGAAUGGAUUUCCUCUUAAAGACAACAGUUGAAUCCCCAAACUUGAGAAUUGAUGGUUUUAAUGUGGCUUUUUGUAGAUUUCUUAACUCUUACUUGGUUGCAACAAUAAGGAUAAAAGUCAAGCCAGGAUCCAGGGGCCUGUGCUAGGUGUGGAGACCAUACAUGGAACCUUUCCAGGAAACACUGUGGGCUAAGCCCAAGGCAGCAGCUAGCAAUAAUUGCUAGAAAUAUACUGAAAAGAAUAGGGCCUUCAAAGACAGCUAACCAUCCUUACCAGAAAUACGAGGAAGAAGCAGAGAAUCCCUCAGACUUGGAGGGAGACAAUGAAACGAUUAUUACAAGAGUCAGAGGAAGAAGUCAUGGUCACUUUGGGUCCCUCCUCCCGGCUUUCCCCAGAUAAAGCUAAGGCAGAGACAGUGUGUGGCAUCAACAACAAGUCCCUGGAUCCCUCUGGACCCAUACCGGAGGACAGCUCACUGCCCUCUUGCUCUGGGCCCAUAGCUCCAGCCAUUGGUGGGGAGAAAGAUGGGGGCCUGGCCCAGCACUGCAGUUUUGGGCAGCAGAUCAACAAUCAGUUUUCUCUGAGUUCCACUGUCCAUGCUUCUGGGGUUGGCUGUCAGGAGCACUCAGCUGCCAGUGUUCCCACAAGCUCUCAAGAAUCCUCAGAAAGAAACCAAGCAAAGCUCCUUUUGUCCACAGGCGUCAGCCAAGGCUGCAGCCGUGGACAGCGAGAGCCUUUGGGGGACGUGGUGGACUAUAUUGUCAGAGAGCUGCAAGGCAUCAGCCGGCUUCAAACUGAGAUUGCUGAGCUGCAGCUGCACUUGAGCCAAGUUCAAGGUUCGGUAGAUGAAGUUUCUAACUGUGUAGACUCAGUUCUGAGUGAAAUAGAAGGCUUGCAGGCGGGCAGCAGCUCCCUGGCCAAGGCAUGUGGCAGGAGAAGGACCCACAGAGCCCAUGCAGACAGACCCAGUGAGGAAGCCAUCUUAUAUCUGUAUGGGCUUCCUGAGCAAGAUGGGGAAAACACCGUGGAGCUGGUGCACAGCCUCCUGGCUCAGCACCUCUCUCUUAAUGGCAUGCAGUGCAACCGGUACAUUAUAGAGGCUUACAGGGCAGGCAGAGCCGCAGCCCACAGGCCUGCUGUCGUAAAGCUUGCCCACCUUGAGCUUAGAGAUUUCAUCUUGCAGAAUGCUACCUUUUUGAAGAGCAAAGGGAUCUGGAUUGCCACCCGAGAAGAACCAGCCUGGCCACAGUAUGGCAAGGAUCGUCCAAAGGAAUCUCCAUCAUCUUUGCAACAACUUCAGGAUCAUAGUUUAAGUCCUUUAAACCUAGGUAGAUCAGCUCUUCAGAAGGAAACAGGGAGCAGCGAGGCCAUCACAGGAGCACAUCAAAUGAACCCUCAGAAUCAACAUGGAGAACCACAGGCCCCCGAGCAGCAAGUCCUCUGCUUCCUACCCAGGAGCAGUUUAGCAAAGCAGACUGAGGUAACCAAGCCAGGGGAUAAAGUGCAAGGAGCACUGGCAACGGCCCGCAUUGUCGGUGGCUGUGGUGGUGAACUAACUGAGGAAGCGGCAUCUCAGUCCACCCUCCAUCGAUCUGAGGCGCCUUGCCUAGUAUCUAUCUCAAAAAAGGAGGAUGCUGAGAAAUCUGAGGUUUCCACACAGUGCAACCAAGGACUUGAAUCCGGUAAAGUAACAAAACCAGAAAACAACCGCAGUGACAAAAGUGAGGCCAGCAACUGCCUAUCACUGUCUGACUUGCUAAAGGCACAAGACAAGCUCCUGGACUGUGAAGCGGGGCUGAAUAUCCUGAGCUCAAAGCAGUUAGAGGAUCUUUUGACAGACAAGUCCAGAGGAUUUUCAGCUCUGAGCCGUGACAGCAUGAUGGAAGAUAUUGUCCUAGGGCCCAGGAAUUUCAACGAAAUGGUUCCUAUUGACUUGAAUGAAGAGGAGGAGCGUCCCACUCAGGUUCUUACAGAGGUCUUUGAGAAUUCCUCCUGUGGGCUGGGAAGCUCACAGGAGGAUGAAGAGAUCAAGUUUUAUGGCAGCAAAUUGGGUCGAGCAAUUCAUCACUUUCGUUCGGCUCUGCAAGGGGUGUUUCAGAAGCUGGAGCACAGCGGCUCCAUCAGCCCAGAGGACCUGGAAAGCAAUGAGAGUGGGUCCCAGUCAGGGAACAGUGAUAAACUUCUUGGGACAGUGAGUUCAGGGUGCGCCCAAGAUAUCUCGAUGGAGAGUCCUGGGAGUCAGGGGAGUGAGAGCUCGCUCAGCGUGGUCUCUGGGGGACUGGGUACCUCCACACAUGGAGACCAAAGCUCUCAGGACCCCAGCAACUUCUCUCUGGCUUCUAACAACUCACCCCUUGAAUAUUCAUCACCAAGUUUUGCUCCGUAUCUGGGAAGUGACGCUUGUCCUCGGCCUGAAUCUCCCAAGCAAGCAAGACUUAGCCUAGAUCAGGUGUGUGCAGAAACCAUCUACCUCAACAAAUGCAUCAGCAAUUUUAAAAAUGUCCUCCGAGAGAAGAGACUGAGGCAGAAAAAACUCUUGCAAGAGUUAGUGCAGAAGGCAAACCAUCUCUCAGUAGAAGACACGAACCCAGAAGGAAAGCGAGGAGACCUUCAGAUUCCAGAUGACGGUGACGCCUCUCUGCCCCAGUGGCUCCCAGAAGGGCCAGCUGGAGGGCUCUAUGGCAUUGACAGCAUGCCAGACCUGCGCAGAAAGAAGCCACUGCCACUUGUCAGUGAUCUGUCAUUGGUCCAGUCCCGGAAGGCAGGGAUUACUUCUGCAAUGGCGACACGCACCUCUCUCAAGGAUGAAGAGCUGAAAUCCCACGUGUACAAGAAAACCCUGCAGGCCUUAAUCUACCCCAUCUCGUGCACCACGCCCCACAACUUCGAGGUCUGGACGGCCACCACCCCAACCUACUGCUAUGAGUGUGAAGGCCUGCUCUGGGGCAUUGCCCGGCAGGGCAUGCGCUGCAGCGAGUGUGGAGUCAAGUGCCACGAGAAGUGCCAAGACCUGCUCAAUGCUGACUGCCUGCAGCGGGCUGCAGAAAAGAGCUCUAAACAUGGAGCUGAGGACCGUACCCAGAAUAUCAUCAUGGCCAUGAAGGACCGUAUGAAGAUCCGAGAACGAAAUAAGCCCGAGAUUUUUGAAGUUAUCCGGGAUGUCUUCACAGUGAGCAAGGUUGCCCAUGUGCAGCAAAUGAAGACAGUGAAGCAGAGUGUCCUGGAUGGCACCUCCAAAUGGUCGGCCAAGAUUACCAUCACAGUGGUGUGUGCCCAGGGUCUUCAAGCCAAGGACAAGACAGGAUCCAGUGACCCUUAUGUGACUGUGCAAGUGGGCAAAACCAAGAAGCGUACCAAGACCAUUUUUGGGAACCUGAAUCCUAUUUGGGAAGAGAAGUUCCACUUUGAGUGCCACAACUCCUCUGACCGCAUCAAGGUGCGUGUGUGGGACGAGGAUGAUGACAUCAAGUCGAGAGUAAAGCAGCGGCUAAAGCGAGAGUCUGAUGAUUUCCUUGGCCAAACCAUCAUUGAGGUUCGGACACUGAGUGGAGAGAUGGACGUCUGGUACAACUUGGAGAAGAGGACAGACAAAUCUGCCGUCUCAGGGGCUAUCCGACUCCAAAUCAGUGUGGAAAUCAAAGGGGAGGAGAAGGUAGCUCCGUAUCACGUGCAGUAUACGUGUCUCCACGAGAACCUCUUCCAUUACCUCACAGACAUUCAGGGCAGUGGAGGCGUUCGAAUCCCCGAGGCUCGAGGAGAUGACGCAUGGAAGGUGUACUUUGAUGAAACCGCUCAAGAAAUUGUGGAUGAGUUCGCCAUGCGCUAUGGCAUCGAGUCCAUCUAUCAGGCCAUGACGCACUUUGCAUGUCUGUCAUCCAAGUACAUGUGCCCUGGGGUGCCAGCAGUGAUGAGUACCUUACUGGCCAACAUCAACGCCUAUUAUGCCCACACAACCGCCUCCACCAAUGUCUCCGCAUCAGAUCGCUUUGCAGCCUCUAACUUUGGGAAAGAGAGAUUUGUGAAACUACUGGACCAACUGCACAACUCACUGAGGAUCGACCUCUCUACCUAUAGGAAUAAUUUCCCUGCUGGGAACCCUGAGCGGCUUCAGGACUUAAAGUCCACUGUGGAUUUGCUGACCAGCAUUACUUUCUUCAGAAUGAAGGUGCAGGAACUGCAGAGCCCUCCAAGGGCCAGCCAAGUAGUGAAGGAUUGUGUGAAGGCCUGUUUGAACUCCACAUACGAAUAUAUCUUCAACAACUGUCAUGAAUUGUACAGCCACCAGUACCAGUUGAAGCAGGAGCUGCCCCCCGAGGAACAAGGUCCCAGCAUUCGGAACCUGGACUUCUGGCCCAAACUUAUCACACUGAUUGUGUCCAUCAUAGAGGAAGAUAAGAAUUCCUACACACUUGUUCUGAACCAGUUUCCUCAGGAGUUGAAUGUGGGGAAAGUCAGCGCAGAAGUGCUGUGGCACCUCUUUGCCCAAGACAUGAAAUAUGCACUGGAGGAGCACGAAAAAGACCGGCUGUGUAAAAGUGCUGACUACAUGAACCUACACUUCAAGGUGAAGUGGCUCCACAAUGAAUAUGUGCAGGACCUGCCCGCUGUCCAGGGCCAGGUGCCCGAAUACCCCGCAUGGUUUGAGCAAUUUGUCCUACAAUGGCUGGAUGAGAAUGAGGAUGUGUCCCUGGAAUUCCUGCGUGGGGCCCUGGAACGAGAUAAGAAGGAUGGGUUCCAGCAGACAUCAGAGCAUGCGCUCUUUUCCUGCUCUGUGGUGGAUGUCUUCACACAGCUCAACCAGAGCUUUGAGAUCAUCCGGAAGCUGGAGUGUCCCGACCCCAGCAUUCUUGCCCACUAUAUGCGGAGAUUUGCCAAGACCAUUGGGAAGGUGCUGAUACAAUAUGCGGACAUUUUAUCAAAGGACUUCCCGGCUUAUUGCACAAAGGAGAAAAUGCCCUGCAUCCUGAUGAACAACAUGCAGCAACUGAGGGUCCAGCUGGAGAAAAUGUUCGAGGCCAUGGGAGGCAAGGAGCUGGACUCCGAGGCUGCAGACAGUCUGAAGGAACUGCAGGUGAAGCUGAAUACGGUUCUGGAUGAGCUCAGCAUGGUGUUUGGAAACAGUUUCCAGGUGCGGAUCGACGAGUGUGUCCGACAGAUGGCUGACAUCCUGGGCCAUGUGCGCGGCACAGGGAAUGCGUCCCCCAACGCCAGGGCCUCCGUGGCUCAGGAUGCAGACAGUGUGCUCCGGCCUCUCAUGGACUUCCUGGAUGGCAACCUCACGCUCUUUGCCACUGUGUGUGAGAAGACCGUGCUGAAGCGUGUGCUGAAGGAACUCUGGCGGGUGGUAAUGAACACAAUGGAAAGGCUGAUUGUUCUGCCCCCUCUCACUGACCAGACGGGCACUCAGCUUAUCUUCACUGCUGCCAAAGAGCUGAGCCAUCUUUCCAAACUCAAGGACCACAUGGUGAGAGAAGAGACUCGGAGUCUCACUCCAAAGCAGUGCGCUGUCCUCGACCUCGCCCUGGACACCAUCAAGCAAUACUUCCAUGCAGGAGGGAAUGGGCUGAAGAAAACCUUUCUGGAAAAGAGUCCAGAUCUUCAGUCCCUACGUUAUGCCCUGUCUCUCUACACACAAACCACAGACACACUCAUCAAGACCUUUGUGCGCUCACAGACUGCUCAGGUGCAUGAUGGGAAAGGUAUUAGGUUUACUGCUAAUGAGGACAUUCGGCCGGAAAAGGGGUCUGGUGUGGAUGAUCCUGUGGGAGAAGUCUCUAUUCAAGUGGACUUGUUUACACAUCCUGGCACUGGGGAGCACAAAGUCACAGUAAAAGUGGUAGCUGCCAAUGACCUCAAGUGGCAGACAGCGGGUAUGUUCCGACCCUUUGUGGAAGUGACCAUGGUUGGCCCACACCAAAGUGAUAAGAAGAGGAAGUUCACUACGAAGUCAAAAAGCAACAACUGGACCCCCAAGUACAAUGAGACAUUUCAUUUCCUCCUGGGGAACGAAGAAGGGCCAGAGGCCUAUGAGCUGCAAAUAUGUGUGAAGGAUUACUGCUUUGCUCGGGAGGACCGUGUUCUGGGGCUGGCCGUGAUGCCUCUGAGGGACGUAGCAGCCAAGGGCAGCUGUGCCUGUUGGUGCCCUCUGGGACGGAAGAUCCACAUGGAUGAGACGGGCAUGACCAUUCUCAGGAUUCUGUCUCAGCGGAGCAAUGAUGAAGUGGCCCGGGAGUUUGUGAAGCUCAAAUCAGAGUCCCGUUCCACAGAGGAGGGAAGCUGAGAGCCUUGCCCCUUUGCCAACCUGAUGGCAUCAUGCCACUAACAGGGCCAAGGAGACUUACAGUGUAGCUAGCUUAACGUCCUUCGAGGCAGCAGACUGCUUCACUGAAAGGAAUUUAAGGGAGAACUGGGAUUGGUGAAAUUAUGACUUUUCACAUUAAAAAAAAAAAAGGGAAAAUAAAGGAACAUGACAGGGGCAGGGGUGGUGGUGUCGUCCCAAAUCCCUGACCAGCAGGCCUCUGGUGCUAGGAGCCGGACCGUGGAAAUUGCCACAGAGGAAGGUUUCCCAUAAAGAGAGAGGGACAAGUAUUGGGACAGUAUCCACAAUUCUUGGUAGACACCCCUGAACCCCAGAACCCACUCUUACCCCCCCCUCCAUACCAUACCAGAUCAGUUAUACCCAAAUAUACCGACAAGGAUGUAGUUUAGAGGGCCUGGAGCUUGGACCCGUCUAGCUGCAUAAUCAGUUGUGUGUGCAGGUAUCCUUGGGCCCCGCAGUCUGGACUGAAGUAUGGCUGGGGCAGGAGCCCACCAAACAGAACUCAGAUGGUCCCUUGAGCAGAAUCCACAAGUUUUUGUGUGGCUCCAGUGAGAACAAGGCUUUGAAACCGAACAAGAUUGCUUCCAGAAAUGAGCUGUGUCAAUCCCAUCCCUCCAGAUUCUAUCUCAUGAAUAGAGCCAAGUGCACAUGGUGCUUCAGAGCCCUGAGCAGAAUAUUCUUUGGAACUCAAGCACCAGGGACCACCUGCCCAGGAGUCCCCCCUACCUCACUCCUGUCGUGGGGAGAGUGAUACUUCCGGACAUUAGAGGUUGCUCUGUGUAUGCACCUGAGGGUAACCUGAAGGACCAGGAGGGACCAGGAGGAAGGGUUGUAUUUUCUUCUUGGGUAGGCCCCAAACAAAGCCAAAAGUUGUGGAAAACGAGCCUAGAAAGAAUCCUUCUCACCUGUGGCCACUGCCUUCUGUCUGGCCUUCCCUUUGCAAAAAGACUUUAACUUCUGUAUUUAUUCCCCUCUCUCUAGGUCAGCUGCUAUAUCCCUUCAUAGAUGUUCAGCCCUACAGAAGGAACUUGGACUAUGAUUCCUCUGUACAGGCCGGAUAGAAGGGCUUGAGGGGUGGGUGGUACUCUCUGGAAGAUUAGUGACAAGCUCAUCCAGGGGUUCUUAGGGACGUCCUGGGCCUUUGCUCAAAGAUGUGACAUGACCCUUGGUAGCAACUUCCUGGGCCUCCCUCCCAAGGAUGCUGCAUUGUCCACAACUGUACUGGCAAUUGCAGAAAAUUAAGCAUCUUUGCUGUUGUUGAUUAUUGUAUGUGCCAUUGUUACAGGAGAUUUUUAGUAGUCUGUAAUAAAUUAUCUUAUAACAGCC